Lynx canadensis (Canada lynx) is the source of this 1254-nucleotide messenger RNA. RefSeq names its product V-set and immunoglobulin domain containing 8 (gene VSIG8). The transcript has 7 exons. Gene Ontology annotation, cellular component: intracellular anatomical structure. NCBI's taxonomy places the organism in Eukaryota, Metazoa, Chordata, Mammalia, Carnivora, Felidae. The record is from RefSeq and is a predicted model, not a curated record. The coding region runs from base 1 to 1254 and encodes 417 amino acids.
AUGGCAGUCCGAGGAGCGUUCCACCUUCUGCUCGUGUGCCUGAGCCCAGCACUGCUGUCUGCCGUGCGGAUCAACGGGGAUGGCCAGGAGAUCCUGUACCUGGCAGAAGGUGAUAAUGUGAGGCUGGGCUGCCCCUACAUCCUGGACCCUGAGGACUAUGGUCCCAAUGGGCUGGACAUCGAGUGGAUGCAGGUCAAUUCAGACCCCUCACACCGGGAGAAUGUGUUCCUUAGUUACCAGGACAAGAGGAUCAAUCAUGGCAACCUUCCCCACCUGCAGCAGAGGGUCCGCUUUGCAGCCUCAGACCCCAGCCAGUAUGACGCCUCCAUCAACCUCAUGAACCUGCAGGUGUCUGACACGGCCACCUACGAGUGUCGGGUGAAGAAGACCACCAUGGCCAGCCGGAAGGUCAUCGUCACUGUCCAAGCGCGGCCCGCGGUGCCCCUGUGCUGGUCUGAGGGCCACAUGACCCACGGCAACGACGUGGUGCUCAAGUGCUUUGCCAACGGAGGCACCCCGCCCCUCUCCUACAAGUGGGCCAAGAUCAGCGGGCACACCCACCCCUACCGCGCCGGUUCCUACCACUCGCAGCACAACUUCCACUCGGAGCUCUCCUACCAGGAGUCCUUCCACAGCUCCCUGAACCAAGGCCUGAACAACGGCGACCUGGUGCUGAAGGACAUCUCCCGGGAGGAUGACGGGCUCUAUCAGUGCACGGUGGCCAACCACGUGGGCUACAGUGUGUGCGUGGUGGAGGUGAAGGUCUCAGACUCCCGGCGCAUAGGCAUGAUCAUAGGCGCAGUGCUGGGCUCCCUGCUCAUGCUGGGCUGUCUGCUGGUGGGCAUCUGGGGGCUCGUCUGCUGCUGCUGCGGGGGCGCCGGGGCCGGCGGCUCCCGCGGUGCCUUCGGCUACGGCAACGGCGGCGGGGUCGGCGGAGGGGCCUGCGGCGACUUGGCUAGUGAGAUCAGAGAGGACGCCGAGGCGCCCGGGUGCAAGGCCGGCGGGCGCGGCCGCAGCGUCACCCACCUGCUGGGGUACCCGACGCAGACCGUCAGCCGCUCCCUGCGCCGCAAGUACGCGCCCCCGCCCUGCGGCGGCCCCGAGGACGUGGCCCUGGCGCCCUGCGCCGCCUCCGCCGCCGCCGCCGCCGCCUGCGAAGCGGGCCCCUCCCCGGUCUACGUCAAGGUCAAGAGCGCGGAGCCCGCCGACUGCGCCGAGGGGCCGCGGGAGCGCACCGACGGCCUCCUGGUGUGA